Messenger RNA from Stylophora pistillata, 1461 nucleotides. RefSeq lists its product as uncharacterized. The record is from RefSeq and is a predicted model, not a curated record. Lineage: Eukaryota; Metazoa; Cnidaria; Anthozoa; Scleractinia; Pocilloporidae.
CUCUCGUCCAGAGGCUAAGAUGGAGUAGCCGUGGAAUACUAUGAAAAUAAGCUACUCUCCUACCCAUACGAGCCUUAUGGUCGGACACAGACGACAAAAAUACUUUUUAUGUGUUGGCCUAACAGUCGUAGUCUUAGUUGUAUUAUAUUAUUUCUAUUCCGGGUCGAGUGGAAGAUUUGGAAAUCUUAGUGUGCUUUCAGGGAAUGCCGGAACAAAUCUCCCAGCAGGAGUUUCUUUCCUUACAACGUACGACAAUUCUGUGAAAUUCGACCAUGAAUGGCUCAAGAAGAACUGUCUACAGUCGUUUAGCCAAACUGAAGAAAUAGGAAACAUUGGAAAACUUGUGGAUGCCUGGAAAAAUGCCCCUCGGAGAGAUUGCAGGGAAUUAUACAAGACAUUUAGUGAUAUUUAUCUGGUGCAGGAUAGAAGUGCACCAUUAGUAAUACCUGAUACUUUUGCUCCCAAGGUUUUAAAGUGGCUUGGGGGAAAACAGGAAUUGUUAAAGGAAGCAGCUUUGCAGCCCAUUACAUCAGUAGAAAACUUAUAUUCUCAAGAAUCCACUGUGUUUAAUCCUCUUCGUGCGAAACGGCCAGGUGCAGGAGGAGGAGCUACCGAGGAAACCAAGAAAUUUCUUGCAGAGUUGAUUCAGUCCAGUGCUAAAGAAUGUGACUUCUGCAAUUAUAAAAUUAACACUGCAAAGGAUCCUUUUGAAAGUGUUGAGUCCAAAUAUUCACUCUCAGUGUCCAACACAUUUAAAGUAGAGAAGUUUCACAGUCUUAUCAUUUGGAGACGGCAUGAUCCACUUAAAGUAAAUGAAGAAGAACUUCUUGAUAGUAUGGAAACUGCGCAGAAGUGGUUUCUCCGAGCCCACCAAAACGACGAGGAAUACACAAUCCCUCACAUUUACUGGGAUAUUUUGCCGAGAGCAAGCGCCAGUCAAGUCCAUCCUCACCUCCAUGUGACUUUGGCACGUGACCAUUACUACGCCAGGUGGGCCCAUUUCCACAUGGCCGCCAUGAAAUACGCUGCGGAUCAUAAUGGAGAAAACUAUUUCUCAGCUUUGAAUAGAAUCCACAGCGCGUUGGGUCUUUCAGUGCAGCACGGCAACGCCAGUGUUCUAGCAUACGUGACUCCUGCCGCGUCCUACGAAAUUUACUUGUUCAGCAAGACGCCUUGUAAAGAUCUCUUCCAACUUCUCUACUACUCUAUUGCCGCUCUAAGGGAUGACAUGGAAUUGUACGCCAUGAGUGCAGGAAUGGUAUUCCCAAAAUUGGGGCCUUUUACUGACGAAAGUGAUUUACCCACAAUCAUAAGACUCGUGUACCGUGGACCAGCGGAAGCGAGACGAGCGGAUAUCGAUUCCCUCAUGUUAUUCGGGACUGUAAACGUCAAUGUCGAUCCUUACGUGGUGAUUAGAAGCAUCAAACAAUCUAUAGCCAAGCGAAGUGCAUAACCCGAGUA